Chara braunii is the source of this 2770-nucleotide messenger RNA. The record is from the annotation of a GenBank genome assembly. NCBI's taxonomy places the organism in Eukaryota, Viridiplantae, Streptophyta, Charophyceae, Charales, Characeae.
GCGUGUUGGCGGGAACUCCUGCGUCCGUUGACAAAGGGGGGAUCGAGACAACGGGAGGUGCCAAGUGUCAAGUGGUACGUGGGGGAGUUGCCACGUGUGGAAAAAGUGGUACGUGGGGGAGUUUCACUUCCGGCCCUUCUGGGGACAAAUAGGGCUAGAUGGCUCAGGAGAAGGCACGCGCGGGGUCGGACCUGCUGAAGGAGGCUGGAAUGGAGAAGUACGAGGAGACAAAGCAGGCGGCUGGAGAGAAACUGGAGGAAGCGAAACGGAGCGCCCAGGAGAAAUACGAGAGAGCGAAGGAGGUUGGUUCUGAGAAGGCGCAGGAAGCCAAGGAGGCAGCGCAGGAAAAGCUCGAGAGAGCGAAGGAGGCUGGCUCUGAGAAGACGCAGGAAGCCAAGGAGGCAGCGCAGGAGAAGUACGAGAGAGCGAAGGAGGUUGGCUCUGAGAAGACGCAGGAAGCCAAGGAGGCAGCGCAGGAGAAGUACGAGAGAGCGAAGGAGGUUGGCUCCGAGAAGUGGCAGGAAGCCAAGGAGGCAGCUCAGGAGUCGAAGCAGAGGGCUGCAGAGAAAGCGGACGAAGCGAAAAGGAGCGCUCAGGAGAGGUACGAGAGAGGGAAGGAGGUGGCGUCUCAGAAGUCGCAGGAGGCCAAGGAGGCAGCCAAGGAGAAAUACGACGCAGCGAAGGAGACUGCCGCUGAGAAGGGGCAGCGGGGUAAGGAGGCUAUGGAGGAACAGCGACGCCAAGCAGCCGAAGCCAUGGAAGAGUCGAAACAGAGGACCGCAGGCGUAGUGGAAAAUAUAAAGGAGAGGGCGAGUGCGGCUAUGGAGACGUUGAAGGAGAAAGUGGGAAUGAAAGGCGGAGGUGGUCAGGAGACGGCUGCAGAGAAACUGGAGGAAGCACAAAGAAGCGCGCAGGAGAAGCUUGAGAGCGCGAGGGAGGUUACCUCUGCGAAGUCGGAGGAAGCGAAGGACGCCGCCCAAGAGAGGUACGAUGAAGCGAAGGAGGUCGCCGCCCUGAAAACGCAACAGGCGAAGGAGGCUAUGGAUGAAGAGCGACAGCGAGCAGCCGAAGCGAUGGAAGAGUCGAAACAGAGCUCCCCAAGCGCAAUUGAUAGUCUUAUGGAGAGAGCAAGUGCGGCUGUAGAGACGUUGAAGGGGGAGACGGUCGGAAGCGGAGCAGGUGGUCAGGAGACGGGAUCUCGACGCUGAGCAGCGGCGCGUCCGCAGACCGGGCGGAGGAUUUGGUGUCCCGCGCCAAAACCAGAUCUCGAUGCUGAGCAGCGGCGCGUCCGCAGACCGGGCGGAGGAUUUGGUGUUCCGCGCAAAGAAAGCGCCUCUCUCAAGGACGGGAGAGAGACCUCCAUAACACGACACGCUGUUAGGUAUUGGCACUAUCAGGAGCGUCGUGCUUUUCUGAGUUGAAGUAGAAAUUGGUUGCCGUCUUCUCGGCGGAUGUCCGCUCUCUCGUUUAUUUGUUGACGUCAAGAGAGACGACGGUCACUGAAAAUGGGAAUAGCAAGGAGAUGGUGAAGCUACAGUCGCUCUCUCGUUUAUUUGUUGACGUCAAGAGAGAUGACGGUCACUGAAAAUGGGAAUAGCAAGGAGAUCGUGAAGCUACAGUCGCUCUCUCGUUUAUUUGUUGACGUCAAGAGAGAUGACGGUCGCUGAAAAUGGGAAUAGCAAGGAGAUGGUGAAGCUACAGUCGCGAUCGUUUCGCAGAAGGUUGCAGUUCUGAACAAUGAGAUGGUUGAAGAGUAUGAUUGCGGACACAAAAUUUCGUUUAUACUAUAAGAGGUUAAGAGGUGGCUGAUUGGUUGGUGUGUGUGCUUUAUGUCUCUUCUCUCUGCGUUCGUCGGUAAGUGGAAGGGAUACUCAGUUGUUCUUUGACAAGAAUAGAGGAGCCGAAUGAGCCCUCUGUUCAUGCAGCCCCUUGUGCAAGGCGGCCACGAUUUCGUGUAUAAGACGUUGGGAGUUGGUGUUUGAGUCUAUAAUUGGUGGUUGUGCUUUUUUCUGUUCACCUUUGUCGAAAAUGGAAGCCCCAUAAAAAAAAAAGAAUAAAAAAAAAAGUGGAAGCCCCUUGACGGGGCGCUCUUCGACUAAAAUAGAGAAGCCAAAUUAACUGUUCAUGAAGCCCGUUCACGGGGCGUUGAGGUUGCAGCGGUGGGGCGGGGCUUGUGAUAAUUAAGUUUUUGACUUUUUCUUCGUUCGCUGUGGUGGGGCAGGCAGAGAUGCUCACACUGGAACGUUUCAAGUUGGGAGUCGUGUCACGACGUGUUGGAAAGCGCGGAGAAGUGUGUUUUUUGUUUGGGGGGCGGCGGAGAGGGGAGACUCCGGAGAGUGUUUUAUUUUCCCCUUUCUCUCAUUUGUUUCUCCGCGAUGAAUUCGAAGGGAGCAGCAGUACCGGUAAUGUGUUGGACCCUGUGUGGUGGUCCACAGACGUCUAUUGCGUGGAUGGUCGAGCGCGAAGGACUUCAAUGAUCGAUCUGAGUCGUGCUGACACGUGUAAUGCUGAGAGCGACCCGUGGUGGAUAUGCCCGAGGGUCGUGUCUUUUCCAUUCUACUUUCGUUUUGCUUUUUUUUUUCGUUUCUUCAAUCCAUUUAGGGAGUGGAUAUUAAAAUGAUCCGUUCUUUUCCCAGAUUAAAAAAAUUAAUAAUAAUAAUAAUUCUGUUCUAUUUUUCUCUUGUUGGAGGAAUGACAUUGAGGUUUUAACUGACAGCGACUGUGUUGUGGAGUAUUGACCUCGCUCCACUAAUGAAAUGUGCAAAAAAUC